Messenger RNA from Hepatospora eriocheir, 237 nucleotides. NCBI's taxonomy places the organism in Eukaryota, Fungi, Microsporidia, Hepatosporidae. The record is from the annotation of a GenBank genome assembly.
AUGACAUCGUUUGUUUCGGAUUGUAACAGUAGGUUAGAAGUUUAUAAUUAUAUUAUAUGUGAAAACAUGAAUGGAAAUAUAAAAUUAUAUAAAUCAACAAAUCUUUGUUUAAAAAUCGUCAAAAGUACUACUUUCAAUGAAGGUUUCUCUUUGUUAAUAUUAUUGAGAAUAAUUGAAACACUAGCUUUAAGAAUAAUUUCUGGUAGUAAAUUAAUGAACUAUAUGGUUUUGAUAUAG